AGAGAUAUUGUGAACAUGAUCCGGACUGACACUGACAGUACAGUACUGAGGGAGUGCUGCACUGGCUUUGCAAUGAGGCAGGCACCGCAGGUGUAAAGAUGUCGUACACUCUGAUGUCUGAUGAAGAUUAUCAGGCACUGUUGGCUUACACACCGUCGUCUUUCAUUAUUCCGGGUGAGGAUGAGGUGCCAGUGUUCCCUCUGGUAACUUCCUGCAUCAUCUGUCUGCUGGGAGUCUUGGGAAACAUGCUGGUGAUGUGGAUUGCCCGAAGAGAAAUGAAGAAGACAGUUAGCAUGCUGUGGCUGUUAAACCUAUCGGUGGCUGACUUCAUUUUCACUGCCAUGUUGCCCUUUUCCAUUGCUCAACUAGCUCUCAAGACCCAUUGGCCAUUUGGAAACUUCAUGUGCAAGCUCGUCAGUUUCACAAAUCACCUGAACAUGUUUGCAAGUGUCUUUGUCCUGUCUGUGAUCAGCCUGGACAGGUGUAUCUCUGUCAUGUUGCCUGUUUGGUCUCAGAACCAUCGAACUGUUAAGUUUGCCAAAGGGGUCUCUCUGGUUGUGUGGAUAUUGGCAAUAGGAGCCAGUGUUCCCUUCUUCCUAGUCCGUGAAACUGAAGAAGACACACUCAUAGGAAAGACCUAUUGCUUCUACAGUCUGGACCUCAACUACCUGACAGCUUUAAUAGUGACCAGGUUCUUUCUGGCCUUCCUUAUCCCUUUCUUUACCAUUGCUACGUGCUACAGCAUCAUCGCAGUCAAAGUCAGACGCAGGUGGAAAAAGACCUCCGGCAAAUCAUGCAAACUUGUCACUAUGAUCAUACUGGCAUUCUUUGUUUGUUGGAUACCCUUUCAUGUGUUGACCAUUAUACAUGUUAUGUCGGAUGAGGAAUUUAGUGUCUGGCUGCCCAUAGUCACCAGUCUGGCCUAUGCAAACAGUUGCAUCAACCCCAUCCUGUACGUAUUCACCGGCCAUGGGUCAGCCUUUCACUUCAAGAAAAGAAUCCAGAUGGCACUGAGAGCAUUACAUGAGGAGUUAAGCUACAGUGGAUCCAAGUCUGAGACUAGGCCAAGCAGAGGCACUGUCUAACAGUGGUCCCGAUGAAGAUGAUCAGUUUUGUGUGACAUACUGUGCUGUCCCCUCUUUGAUGCACCAGUACACAUCUCACUUCUACUCAAUAUCCUCAACAUUAACCUUCAGCUGCAAGGUUUUGCAGGUGUUGAACAAAAACAAGAGAAGGUUCCUUUUGACCCCUUCAUUCACUUGUCAGUGCUCAGCCUCCCUCCGAUUAUUGUUACUCUGCUACGAGGAAUUCUGAGCUCUGUGUGUGUGCCAGUGAUUUCCAGAAAUUGAAGCUAAUGGGUUGAUGCACCAAUCAUCAUGCCUGGGACCUCCCAGUGGCUGCACAGUUACACAGCCAUACAGCUCCGCUCAGCUGCUUCUGCUUUGACCCACUUGGUCUUUACUCAAUUGCCUUUGUCAAUGUCAGAUGGUGCCCCAACUCCUGACAAACUGAUUUCACACUCCUUCCUGUGGAAACACAUUCCACAUCCUCACCACUGUCUGGGUGAAAAGGUUCCUCAUGAAUUCCCUAUUUGAGAUAUUGAUGAGGCUGAAAUGCUUGAGUUAUUAAUUGAAAGUACAAACUAACAGAUGUACUAGAUUGAGGAGCUGUUAGCCCAGUUAAACGUAACAUAACGACGUAGUCAUAUUUGAGAAUAUUUCAGGGGCUUCGGGGUGUUUUAUGCAACGGCUUUGUGUAUUUUGGUUGUUGUAUAAUCUGAAAGUGCUCCCUACUUUUCAAAUAUUCAAGACAAGAUAUAACUUAAUAAUUGAGACUUUACUGUUGUGGAAACAGAAGAAUAGAUCUGAAAUGGUAAUUUUCUGCUUGUGUUCCGUCUCCUGGUUAACAUGUUGGUGUGCUUUGAAAAGACUUGCUCAUGAUAUUGUUAUUUAUCAUAACUUGUGACCUGAGCAUUUAAAGCGCUUGUGCUCCAUCUUACCUUAGAACACUCGAAGCAUAACACUCUACCGAAAACAUGCUCUUUUGCUGUAAUCUAAAAAAUGGCUUAAUUUUUGCCUAGAUGUAUAUGUCACAUUUGUGCCUUAUAGUAGGUUGUAAUAAAUAUCUUAUAUUUUGCAA
Molecule: messenger RNA, 2139 nt
Organism: Chiloscyllium plagiosum (whitespotted bambooshark)
Lineage: Eukaryota; Metazoa; Chordata; Chondrichthyes; Orectolobiformes; Hemiscylliidae
Source: RefSeq, a predicted model, not a curated record